Molecule: messenger RNA, 3055 nt
Organism: Micromonas pusilla CCMP1545
Lineage: Eukaryota; Viridiplantae; Chlorophyta; Mamiellophyceae; Mamiellales; Mamiellaceae
Exons: 1
Coding region: 70-1464 (464 amino acids)
Molecular function (GO): NADP binding; glutamate-5-semialdehyde dehydrogenase (NADP+) activity
Source: RefSeq, a predicted model, not a curated record
CGCGCGCGUCUCUCACGCGCACCGUCCGCGCGUCGAUCGCGCCGCUCGCGCACACGUAGCACCCGCGCGAUGUCCACCACGCGCGAGAAGGCUGUCGCCGCGCGCGCGGCGUCUCGCCAGCUCCAGAAUCUGUCGUCCGACGAGCGCGCGGAGCUCCUGAACCGAAUCGCGGACGCGCUCGAGGCGAACGAGCCCGCCAUCCUGCGCGAGAACGAGCUCGACCUGAAGAAAGCCGCGGAGGACGGCACCGAGCCGGCGCUGAUGAACCGCCUGAAGAUGAAGCCCGGGAAGAUCGCGCAGCUCGCGGAGGGGGCGCGUCAGAUCGCGCGCAUGGAGGAACCCCUCGUGCGCCCGCUGUCGAAGAUGGAACUCGCGGACGGGCUGAUGCUCGAGCAGGUCACCGCGCCGCUCGGCGUGCUCUUGAUCAUCUUCGAGUCGCGCCCGGACGCGCUGCCGCAGAUCGCUGCGCUGUCGAUCCGGUCCGGGAACGGCCUCCUCCUCAAGGGCGGCAAGGAGGCGGCGAAGACGAACGCGAUCCUGCAUCGCGUCAUCGUGGAGUGCUUUCCGCAAUUCGGCGUCGCGAAAGAAGCGAUCGUCCUCGUCGAAGGCCGCGCGGAGAUCGCGGACAUCCUCAAGCUCAACGACGUCGUCGACCUCGUCAUCCCGCGCGGGAGCAACGACCUCGUGACGUACAUCCAAGACAACACGAAGAUCCCCGUGCUCGGGCACGCGGAUGGCGUGUGUCACGUGUACGUAGACCCGGACGCGGACAUCGACAUGGCGUGCAAGCUGUGCGUCGACAGCAAGUGCGACUACCCGGCCGCGUGCAACGCGCUGGAGACGCUUCUCGUGCACUCGUCGCAGCUCGGCGCGGGGGGGGGGUACGAGCGCGUCGCCGCCGCGCUCGACGCCGCGGGCGUGGAGAAGUUUGGCGGCGCGCGCGCGGCGAAAGAGCUCUCGCUGCCGCCGUGCCCGGCGCUUCGACACGAGUACGGCACCCUCGCGCUCACCGUGGAGAUCGUCGACUCCAUGGACGAGGCGAUCGAGUACAUCCACGCGAACGGGUCGUCGCACACGGACUGCAUCAUCACGAAGGAUAAGGCGCGCGCGGAGGAGUUUUUACGCAGGGUGGACUCCGCGUGCGUGUUCCACAACGCGUCCACUCGGUUCAGCGACGGGUUCCGGUUCGGUCUGGGCGCGGAGGUUGGCAUCUCCACGUCGCGCAUACACGCGCGCGGGCCCGUCGGCGUGGAAGGGUUGCUCACGACGAGGUGGCUGUUGCGAGGGAAAGGGCAGUACAGCGAUAAGGACACGGCGGUGACGUACACGCACAAGAAGAUUUCAAUCGGCGGCGCGUGGAUCAAACGCGCGGCGGAGGGGAUCACCGCGGCGGUCGGCGUCGUGAACGCGGUGAACAUCGGCCUCAUGAUUCUCGCGUGGAAGAAAGGGUCGGGGAAGAAGUGACGCGCGCGAGACGAGAGGGGGGCGCGGCGCGGCGACGGCGCCACCCGAGAGACGCGUCGAAAAAAAAAAAAAAUAAGAUUUUUCGUUCUCACUGUUAAAACACAAUUCACAUAAACAAUCGCACGCACGCGCGCUCAUCAGAUGUGCGCGAGCUCCUUCAGGUGGUUGAAGUUCUUACUCAGGAUCUCCCACGAGCUCGAAAUUCGAAAGUCGUACCCGUGCUCCUCCGCCCACUUCCGAAUCACCGGCCGCGCCUCGUGGUGUCGGUACCGCGGCAUCGUCGGGAACAGGUGAUGCACGAGCUGCGUGUCCAUCCCGCCCCACAGCCACGCCUCCAGGCCCUUCACGUCCGCCUCGCGCGUGGACCGGAACUGAAUGUCCACGAACUCGCCGCCCUGCUCGAACAUGAUCUCCUCGGUCUGGUGCGUCGCGGUGACCAGCGACCCGACGAGGAAGCCGCCGAUCAACACGGACGAGACGGCGACCUGCCACGGGAGACACAGGAAGAGCCACGCGUAGUGGAUCCCCAGCAGCGUCAGCUCCUUCUUGUCUCGUCUCGCGAUCGCGGACGCCAUCGAGUGCCGGCGCCACAGCGCGUACGUCGCGGCGUACAGCGGGUACCCGUACCAGUGCUGCCACUUUCGAAGCCCCGGGUUAUCGUUCCUUCCGGUGACUUUCGGGUCUUGGAGAUAGUACAACGGCUCGAGCUUGAUGUCCCCGUCCCGCCCGUCGAUGUUCGUGAACGAGUGGUGCAUGUUGUGCUUGUGCUGCCACCACUCCGUGCUGAACCCGUUCGUGAGGGAUCCGAACCCGCGCAUCAUCGUGCACCACUUCCCGCGGCCGUGGAUGUAAUCGUGCGCGAGCCACCCGGCUUGCUGCAUCCCGAGGCCCAACGACAGCGACGCGAGGAUCGGGUGCGUCCACGCGAGGAACCACCCGAGCGCGUACAGACCGAGCACCUGGCACAGGACGCUCGCUUCCUUGAGCGGAUCCCGCGCGAACCACCCCUCGUCCUCGAACUUCUUCCUCAGCGUCGCGAAGUUUGCGUCCGCGUUACCCGGCUUGGUCUCGAUCGUGUGGUUCGGAUUGCGCACGAUCGACGGCGCGGCAAUCUCGCGUCCUCCCUCCUCCUCCUCCUCCUCUUCCUCCUCCUCCUCCGGGCCGUCGCACCGCGGCAGCAUCGCGAGCCGCCGCGCCGCGAGGUCGUCGCCGUUCGGGCCGUACGAGUGCAACGCGUAGAAGACGUCCGUCGCGUCGCACCCGUCCAUGAGCGUGAUGAAGAGCGAUCCGCCGGGGUGCGCCUUCGCCCAGCCCGUGCAGUCGUACCACUCGCCGUCGAUCCUCAGUCGCAGCGCGCCCUUCGUCUUCUUCUUCUUCGCGGACGCGGCGUCCGAGGCGGGCGCGUCCGCGACCGCGGUCUCGAACGGGCUCAGGAACGCGGGAUGAGGCGUCAUCGGCGAUCGGCGACGGAGCGCGAUCGCUCGGCGACGCACCACGAUCCCGUCGUCGCGGGACGACGACGCGGAUCCGGGGACGGCGGGCGCGACGGCGGCGCGGCGCGGCGCGGAGGACGCGCCGCGCGAUGACGCGC